Maniola jurtina (meadow brown) is the source of this 1941-nucleotide messenger RNA. RefSeq lists its product as uncharacterized. NCBI's taxonomy places the organism in Eukaryota, Metazoa, Arthropoda, Insecta, Lepidoptera, Nymphalidae. The transcript is spliced from 8 exons. The record is from RefSeq and is a predicted model, not a curated record. The coding region runs from base 152 to 1177 and encodes 341 amino acids.
AUCACUAAUUGGUGACAAAUUAUUUCUUUUAGUUCCCAGCCGUGUCUGUGAAGCAUGAUUUGUAUUAUAUUAUAGUAUUUGCCAAUGCUAAUAGUCGUUAAAACCGUGAAUUUAAUAGAUUUGUGUUGAAGACCAACUGAGGAACUUUAUAAUGGCUAAUGCGGAUCUUAGAAAAGAGGUGAUGGCGGUACGGCCUCGGAGCGUCUAUACAGCCCAUUCUUUUAAUCAGGAGGAGUCAAGCUUAUCCACUUUUCAAGACUACAGCAAGUUCCUUGAAGGCGGUCUUGGGCAAGCCGAACUCGUAGGCGCAGCCGGCUGGCAGCCCCCGUGGAGGGCUCCCUUGCAACGGAAGGCCCACUUUUAUCCUGGCGAUGACAUUUUCCAUGCUGACACUUGGCGGGAAUUGGAGGUAACAGAUGGGAUUGGAGGUGCAGCCUAUAAUGUUUCCGUGACACCCCAUGGUACUGUCUGCAUGCGGCUGAGAGAUCGAGUAAAGGUGGAUAUGACCAUAGAUGGAGCGGUACGCCUGACCAACGCCAAGAACAACAUAAUCCUUGCGCUGUCGCGUUCUGGUGCUUCGGCAGCUCUGAUCCAUCCGAACGGAAGAGUUUACCAGUACGGCUCGCGCGUUGAGAUACAGGCGCGCCACCAGCAGGGAAAUAAUAAGUAUGCCAAGAUGUGGUACAAGGGAGUCUCGUUCACCGCAGAGCAAUGCGCAUUGGUGUACUUGGUGGACGCUGCCGGCACGCGCACCACCACGGAUACCUUCCUCGACAUGAGCCAGGACUUCACGCUCAACGUCUUCUACAACGAAUCUCGUCACGGUCCGUCGUACGUGAACGAAGCCCUGACUCUGCUGCAGGCUGUGCAGUACUGGCUCACUGAUGACGGCAUCGAUAACUGGAUCAUCAACAAUGUCCGCGUCAGCCAGACCUCUGAUGGACUUGUCCGGGUCCAUCGCUGCAGUCACAAGUACCAGCUCCGCACGAGCCCCAGCAAUGGCUCGGCGUCUAUCACCAGCCCCUUCCUGCACUGCACGGCCUCUCUCGGACAGACUCAGCACCUGUUUGUUAGGCGCGGGGAGAGGCGCAUGCAUUUUGACGGCAACUCCUUCAUAGUCCGCAACGCAGGCCAUUCGGCGGGCUUCGACGAUAAGAACCAAUUAAAGGUGUAUUAAUACCACAAACUACUUCUCUAUAACGGCUGAGCUCACAUUGGCUACUAAGUAUACCAUCGAGCAACUGAAGCUAAUGAGAAAGGAGCUCAAGCUUCUUCCCGGCGAUUAUGAAAGCUAAUAAUAUGUUCGGACUUCAGAUGCUCCUGAGCUUCUCGAAGCUGCUAAAAAUAAGCGAUCACUCAUGCUAAAGUAGCCAGUGCACGCCCAGCUUAAUCCUUUCCGUUUAGCGCAGACAACUGAUUAUUAGGGAAUGUACACAAAACUGCGAUGCGACGCAAUGCGAAUUCGCAACGCAAAAAGUUGCGACACGAAUUGCUGCGAUGCGAUUUCGUGCGGCAAGGCGUCGUCUCCCUUCCACGAUAAGGUGACCAUUCCUUCGAAUUUGAUGCGAAUCAAUUCGAAGGAAUCAUCGCAGGUCGCAUCGCAGUUUUGUGUACAAGCCCUUAUCGCUUCGACAGUUAUUUCUUUGACGCUAACGUUUCACAAGAAAGCGAUUCUUUGAAAAUGAGUGCAAGUAUGACCGAUUCCCACCUUUCGAUCCAGCAUUUGUUAAUUUUUUCGUAAACAAACGAGUCAACAUGCGUUUGUGUAGCUUAGCCGAAAAUCGGCCAUUGACACUCAUUAAUUAACAAAAGUGCUAACUGUCUGGAAUAAAGCGAUAUAAUGCAUACAUUUUAGAAAGUACUUGCCGUAUUUGCAUAUUGCACUUUUGCCAUGACUUUUUUGACGUGACAACGUCUUAUAAUUCGAUAGAGCCGGCUGCA